Mucor mucedo is the source of this 387-nucleotide messenger RNA. RefSeq lists its product as uncharacterized. NCBI's taxonomy places the organism in Eukaryota, Fungi, Mucoromycota, Mucoromycetes, Mucorales, Mucoraceae. The transcript is spliced from 2 exons. The record is from RefSeq and is a predicted model, not a curated record. The coding region runs from base 1 to 387 and encodes 128 amino acids.
AUGGUUGCAUCUUCAACGUACGAACAGGACAAAGAACCUAUAUUUAAAGCGAAUAACCCAACCAAGACUUCUGAUCAAAAUUGGACAGCUCUUUACAUUCAAGCUAAAACGUUGACUGAACAAAAUGAUCCCGAAAUUGACAUUAGCAAGAAAGAUAUCUCUUUUUGUAUACAUGUUAUGUUGCAGAUUCUGAUGGCAAUUAAACAUGAAUCAGGUUUAUUUUCGGAUAUUGUGGACUCUUCAGAAUGGGAUUAUAUUGUGAAGUUUUGGGGUCCGAUUACACAACGAUUAUUGUACUUCAAUGGUUUACGCCUGAAAUGGGGGGAUACACAUUUGACUAUGCACAGCCGCGGACUCGGUAGCGGAAACCCGCAACAUGUUGCGUAA